UGUCCAAGCAGUUUCAUUCGUAAAGGUUUUCAUUUACAGUGCCGUUGUAAAAAUGUCGCGAUUUUCUUACUUGAUUUUUUUAUGCCUUUUAGCUUUGGUACAUGGAAACUUUCCCGACGAUCCUAAACCGUGUAAAUAUGGUGAUACUAAGUGUAUCGUGAGCAUUAUCAACCGACUUAUCAUUGAGAAAUCUGAAACAGGAGAUUCUGACAUAAAUAUAGUAAAGUUUGAGCCAUUUCCGGUAGACAAACUAAGCAUACGAAAGGGCGCUAACAGUCCUAUUAACAUCAAUCUGGAACUGACUAAUAACUAUAUAUAUGGUCUGAGUACGACUCGAAUUAAAAGUGUCAGAGGAUUUGGCAAGGAUCUGACUAAGAAACACGAGCUGCGAAUGUUUUCACCUAUACUAUCCAUGGUUGGUCCCUACAGCAUCAAUGGCAAGGUCCUUAUACUGCCCAUCACUGGCAAAGGAGAAUCCAACUUUACCUAUGCCAAUACUGAAACAAGAAUGAGUUUCAAAGGACAAAUCAUAGAGCGAGAUGGCGAGAUUUAUAUGAAGCUUGUCGAUUUCGUUGCAAAUUCUGUCCCUGAGCGCGUAUAUUUUAAUUUUACUAACCUUUUCAAUGGGGACAAAGCCUUAGGAGAUAAUAUGAAUGCUUUUCUCAAUGAGAAUUGGGAGCCCAUUUACCUAGAGGCUAGACCGGAAAUCAAGGCUGGACUUCAGAAAAGAUUUCAAGACAUUAUAGAAAACGUCUUCUCAAAGAUUCCCUAUGACAAGCUUUUCGUCGAAUAAUUGAAAAGAAUCACAAUCGGCAACAAAAAUAAAAGACAUAUUCAACCCAAUAUCAUAAUACAGCUUGACGAUAAAUUCUUAUUGAUUUAAAUGAGUGAAUGAAUUUCCAAUAUUAAAUGUGAAAGUUCAUGUUCUAUCUGAUAACUUAACGUUCAUUAGAUUAGCUUAAGUUGAAAAAAAAAACAAAAUGAUAUAGAAGAAAAAACCAGAAUAUUCACGCACUGACAAUUAAACCAUCAAUAUGUAUUUUCUUCAAUUCUAAAUCUUAAUGCAAACUUUGCUCUAAGCAAUUUGUAACUGCUUAUUAACUAUUCAACAACAAAAAAAAACUAAGAAAAUGUUAUUGCUAGAAUAAAUUACACUGUUAUUACUUAAUAGGAGCUAUAAAAAUCACUUAAACAUUUAAAUUAUUCAAGUUUAUUGGCCUAGGCAGUACGAUGGGAAUAAUAUGUCAUACUGAAGGCCUGAAUUAAAUUGGCCUGAUUUCAAUAAAAAUAAAUUUAUUUUAAACGGC
Drosophila innubila is the source of this 1307-nucleotide messenger RNA. RefSeq names its product protein takeout. Lineage: Eukaryota; Metazoa; Arthropoda; Insecta; Diptera; Drosophilidae. The record is from RefSeq and is a predicted model, not a curated record. Bases 53 to 793 code for a protein of 246 amino acids. The transcript is spliced from 4 exons.